AUGAACACGAUACUUGACGAGCUCGACUUCGCUGCACUUUGUGGGAAUUCUGCCGACUGGGCAGGUGUGGUCGUGAGAAAGAGUUUGGAUAAGCUCGAUGAGGGCUGCAUCCUGCAGUUGUGUGGGAAUCCUGCACUGUGGGCUGGCGAACUUGUAAAGACGAAGCUCGGCAUCGCUAGCGACAGCAAGCCCGACGUCCCUCAGCAGGUUGCGUUGUGUGGGAACCCCGGAGACUGGGCUGGCGAGAUCGUGGCCGCGAUCAGGAAGCCCUCGAGAGGAGCGUGUGGGAACCCCGCUCGCUGGGCGCGCACGAUUGUGCUUCGAGGUAGAAGCUCAGGUCUCAACAACGCUCAGUGUAAUGAGGCGUUGUGCGCGAAUGAAGCGGAGUGGGCGAGCACGGUUAUCCGACGCAACGUCAUCUGCCGCGAGCGCUAUCUCAAAAGGUUGUGCUUGAACCCAGCUCCGUGGGCCUCGGCGGCUCUAAAGAAUCUCCGCCACAUCCUGAUCCGUAACCACACGCGAGACUUGUGCGAGAACUCGGGUGAGUGGGCGAAGGAGAUCUUGACACAAGAGCUUAAGCGAGGCAACGAGUGGGCUGGCAUUAUGGUAGAUUCGAUGUGCGAUAGCCCCGAGUUGCUGGACUUCCACCGCCUUUCGAUGAACCCUGCUCUGUGGGCGAUCAAGAAGCUGCUCGAGCACUCGGACAAGAUCGAUUUCCAGGCCAUAUCGACAAAUAGAUUCCCACUGGAGCCAAGCUUGAACGAACCCGAAGCGGAGCUAGACCCUACCAGUAACGAAACGAGCGCCGGGAUAGCUUACCACAAGAUCGUGACGUACAACGCUAUCGAGCAGAAGCUGCUAGUCGGCUACUUUGGUACAGCCACAAAGCCGAGCAACGAGACCUUCGAGCUCCUGGACGCAGCGAUAUGCGCUAACCCAACGCUCGCGGAGGGUUUGUUGGGCGAAACCUCUCUGGGGAAGCUGCACACUCUGCGCGAGGAGCGGAACCGCUUGGUUCACGCAGUCACUGCGACUGCCGAAGACGGUAACACCGCCCUCGAUGCUCAAGCGGAAGAAGAUGAGGAGAAAGAGGACGAGAAAGCGGGAUCCCUUGCUGUCCUUGCAGCCAAGAUCGGAAGGAAGAAAGAGGCGGAAGCGGUCAACAGGGUCCGUUUGCAGCAAAUGCGCAUGCUGAUGGACGAGGAAGCGGAGGAGGAGCGCCACUUCCAGGAGCUCCAAGAGGAGGCCGAGAGGCAGCAGCGCAAGAUCCUGGAGGAUAUGGAGCGCAAGCGCCGCGACUGGAGCAGAAUCGAGCCGCUCGCCACGCGAAGGCGGUGGCGGCGCCGACCGUCGGCCCUGCCAUCACGGCUCGCUAUGCAAUGCAAUGCAAUGAUUUACGUGUUCGCGUAG
Molecule: messenger RNA, 1410 nt
Organism: Phytophthora sojae
Lineage: Eukaryota; Oomycota; Peronosporomycetes; Peronosporales; Peronosporaceae
Exons: 5
Coding region: 1-1410 (469 amino acids)
Source: RefSeq, a predicted model, not a curated record